UUUAGAGAAGCCGACGGAUCGGGCUCAGUCGGGGCCGGGACGCUCGUUGAAGGAAGAGUUUCGAACUUGAUAGUAACGUUUGAGGCGCAGGCAUCAGCUGCGUUUUGAAGUAGCUCACGGAGGACGGUCCUGUAGGAAACCAGUCUGUCAGCAGAUCGCAAAAGAGAAAAAAGAUAGGGGUAAGCAUAUAAGCUAGAGGUUAUGCAUACCAUUCUCCAGAGUAUCGAGCCAACACUUUAUCUAUGAGAGCGCGGGUGUUGACAGUUACAGCCUCUUCGUCGUUCCCAGAGCCCAAAGUCCGUGCCUUCAAGGCGUUAAAAUCGAUUGUCGACAUGACGACGAAAGUGAGCGCGGGAUUAAAUCAUAAAGAGUUGGAGGAAAUCUUCAAGCAUAGUUCUUGCAUUAGCAAGCUCCAAAUAGUUCAAUAUAACGGUGCACUCCGCGUUGAGUGAGAAGAUAGUAAGGGUAUAUAGGCUCUGAUAUCAAGCUGUUUCUAGGCGGCCAUAUUAUUAUGACCUUGCUGUGGACGGCGACGGAUGUUUGACUUAUGGUGCAAGUAAGAGAGGAAAAUCCCGAACGAAAGUGGCAAAGCAAGGAACUCCGCCUUGCACCGCUCCCAACCAGUCUAUUAUUUCAAAGCAGCCUCCAACCCGCGAAGUUGUUGUUGCUGUGUUAAAGAAACCGAUACGAGUGUUGCGGAGCUGCGGAGUUGGUUUGUACAGCCCCCUAUAGUUAACUACCUCACGUGACUGAAAUACGGCAGGCCAGUAUCACCAAUCCCGCACUCUGUAAGCCGCAACGGGGAAAAAUGAAAGCCGUGGCGUAUAGUUAUUAUUUAUAUGGGUAUGGUAUGGGGAUAUAGGGGACUUCGUCUGUUUCGGAGAUCUCGUUGCUCCUUGUGACUAUUCAUUCACCGACCCUAAAGCCCUCCACGUUUUAUCCUCAUCUUCUGCAAACUACAGUAUUGCUCCGCACUAUCUAUGACUUCUAGGUCUCGCUCGUUGCGUGCAUCUCGGAAAGCGGUCUUGUGCGCAUCACGGACUGCCUCCUCCGCUCCUUAUUCCAGAUGUCAGCAUGGCAGUUGACCCCCUUUCUCCUAUCGCACCGGCGCGCUUACGAGCUCUACUGCUACCGGUGGGAAAGAUAAAGCGAUCCAGGUUUUUAAAUCUGGUCAAGCGCCUUCAAGCUCAAAAUGUCGUGCGUUUGGGCGAUGUUAGUCCUGAUGGACGCCCCAAUAGAAAUUCAUUCUCCCCAAUGGCUUUUCCGACAGGCAUGGUAGUUUACGACCUAUCAAUAUCAGUCCCUCCGAUUUCCCAUCUUGACCUGUAUCCGUUCGAAAUAUUCAGAGAGCCUCUUGCUAUAAUAGCUAUUGCGGACGGAGCGGAGUUACCUAACGAGCCUACGGGGACAGAGCCAUCCUCACAAGCUCAAUCGAAUGGCACCAAGGUUCGCAAAUACCCCAGAGUAGAGGGUCUCAAGGGGCUCCAGCAGGAGUUAAAUGCGCUCAAGGACAGCUAUCCCAGAUCCCUUGUUCAGCAGCUACUGAUAUUCGAUUAUGCCGGCGUGGAAAAUCUUAUUACGGGGCCUGAUACCGUGGUAUGGGUUCCGCGCCCUGAAGCUGCAAGAUCAACGGCGGUGAAGACGGUGAUGUGUGACAUAACUUCGCGACUACUUGGAGAACUAUCUGGACUUGCCGAAAGAAUGCAGGAAUGGCCAACUGUUGAAUCCCCGAAGGCCUCAUCUUGGGGCCCGCGACGAACACCUGAUGUUCGUCCAGCAGCCCCUGACAAGUUACAGCACAGAAUGACUAUGCCCGCGCAGAUGCCAGGGGCUAACGGAACAUUCAUCAAUGCCUCUGAUACCAAUUUUCAACCAGCUGAGCAUGACUCUCCAACCACUUUUGAUGAAAUCACCCGAUCCAUUCAGCUUUCCAAUCGUGUAACGUCUUCGAUAAAGUCCUCCCCGAAGCCAGGUUCGAAGGAACACAGCCGUGAGAGAAUGUCGGUACAUGGACUCGGGUUUGUUGGUGCAAGUGAGAGAAGCAAGAACCGAGUCAAAGGCCGUUUGAAUAUAGUCAUGGGUACCUUGUUUCUUCAGGCUGGUCGAUGGCCUGAUUCGCUUAAGGAACUGGCUGAAGGCGCAGCAAUAGCGAGAGCAAACAGCGAUUAUAUCUGGCAUGCAAAAGCGCUCGAGUCGAUAUUGCAGUGCCUCCUAAUGCUUGGAUGGGCUGGGAUGGACUUUAGGAUUCCACAAAUUUGUUAUCCAUCAGCAGAUAAAUUUUCAAAGUCCGUUUCUCAAACACCAUCUAUGAGCCUCACAGAACUCUACAACAUCGGGCAAUCAAAUCCCGAAAGCCGCAUCGUUUCACUUCAGAACCUAGCAAAUCUCCUUCCUGAUCUCUCAAAUAAUAUCCUGCAUCUUUAUACUCGAGCAGCGAAUAUUACAGACGAGCCAGUCCCACAACUAGUAUUUUCAGAAACCGUAAUACGGCUCGCGCGUAUCCUCGCUACGAUUUAUAUUCGCGAUGGCUCUCUUGACGAUAAUGCUCUAGGAAACAUUGUCAUGAAUGAUUUGUUGAAGUUUGUCCGUUCACCAGAACGCCCCCGAGGUGCCGUGUCACUGCGCAAGUCAGAUAUAGCAAGCUUUUUGUUCCGUGCUUUACCCCAUUCGCUAGGCACCGAUGUUCCAGUUACUGAUUCCUCUCCGAUUUUGGUUGGCAUGGCAUCCGUACUAUCAUCAUUAGGUUUAGAUCGGAAAAAGGCGUUUGUAUUGCAACAACUAUUUACUAUUUUAAUUCCAGGGUUGGUCCAGGCGCGAAAGAUUGGAGCCGCGGAAGUCGGAAUUCACCCGGCUGCGGGUUUAUCAAGUCUCAACCAUUCAGCUUUUGAAAUAAAUGCUUUGGAUAUCGGCCCCGAAAAUAUGGAUGAGAGCGUUAGGAUUUUGCUGGCUGUGGUGGGUACAACCUACGGUGUGCCGGGCACAAUGAUGUGCGACGACAAACAACAAGGCCUUUCCAGGCAAAACUCAUCUACCACCCGCGAUAUUGUACCGGAGUACGACUCUGUCGAUUCAAUAGUUGACAGAGCAUUUCGCCAUUCGGCAAUACAUGGGUUCGGGGAUCAUUCUUUAAAAGUCGAAAUUCUUAAGGCGUGCAUUAAUUUCUGCGAAGCGCUGCCUGACUUCCAAGGUGUUCUGCAAUUUACAGUUGACCUCCUUCAAACAAUCAAAGGCACUCUUAUGCUUCCUCCGGACAGCUAUCGCGGUCACCCUCUCUUGCCCAUUCAGGAUCAGGUGCGGCUGUUUAACAACGUGAAACGAACCGUUGCAGCAGCCAAGAAGCUUGGCGAUUCUCACCUCGAAGCCGAAUAUUGGGAUGAUUUCCUGGUGCGCGGUGUAGAACUUGUCAAUCUUUCUGAUUUCAAAGAACCUAUCAGACGAUCGAGAACGGACUUUGGCUUCGCCAACGUCGAGGAACGCCUGGAGAAAAAGAACCCGUUUAUAUACAGUGCUUUCUCGAAGACUACAACGAGACGCUCGGAGAAUAUCCUGAUCGCUGAAGAACAGGCAACUUUCAAAGUCACGCUACAAAACCCUUUCGAGUUCGAUGUGGAAAUUGAGAGGUUGCGCAUAGAUGGCACUGGCGUUUCUUUCGAAGCAGCAGCUACCUAUGGACUCUGGCUUGCGCCAUUCACAACUCAGGAUUACUUUAUUUCCGGCCUUGCAACCACUGAAGGCACGCUGGAAAUAACGGGAUGUACAGUCAAGGUCAAAUUUUGCCGUGAAAGAAGGUUUCCUAUAUUCAAAAACUUCUGGAAACCGCAGAAGGAACAGAAGAUAAAACGAACAGGGCUUGCUGCAAAGGAACCGUUUUCAGAACGUCCUUUAUCAUGGAGCUCAAAUGCUUCGGGCAGCCGGUCAGGAGCUAUUCAAAAAGGUCCGGAGCGGGAUAUUGUACACGCGAAAGUUAUCAAAAAGCAGCCAACAGUAAUCAUCCAGUCAACAUCACUGUCACAAUCGGCCAUCAUGCUGCUGGAAGGGGAGACUAGAUCAUUUGAUAUUACGCUCCAGAACAUAUCGACCUGCCCGCUGGAUUUCAUAUCAUUCAGCUUUGAGGACUCUACAACCCGCCAGCUCGAAUCAGCUCUAACCAACAAAGAAAAUCUGCCGACUGAUAUAUACGAAUUAGAGUUACGGCUCUCUACAAACCCAGCCUUGUCAUGGCGGCGUGAUAAUCUCAGCCAGAGUCAACUCUCGAUCGCUGCAGGAGAAACCGCAACUUUCACGAUUGAUGUAUAUGGAAAGCCAGGCCUUGAUAAUGCCCUGGUCAAGAUUGACUAUGCGCACGUUUGUACCUCGUUGUCGGAUCUCCCCGAAACAUUCUACUGCAGACAGAUAUCCUUACCGUUGACUGUCACGGUUAAUACCAGUGUUGAUGUCACAAGAUGCGAUGUUCUACCACUUACGGGUGAUUUCGCAUGGGCCAAUAAUAAGCUGCAGCAUGGCGAAGAUUCGCGCGCGGCAACUGGGGACAAGGAAUCUAUUAAAUCAAUGGAGCUCUCGUCGACACCUCGAUCCAUCACGCAACUCAGGGAAACGCAAUUUUCACAUACUUUAUCCCGCCUCGAUCUCGAUUCCUGCGGGUUCGGCCAUUGCGUCUUACUUCUAGAUUUGCGUAAUGCAUGGCCAAACCCUCUAACCGUUUCUCUAUUUGUAGACGAAAGGAGUUCGGAUGACGUGACAAAUACUGAUAACCGACCGCGACAAGAUAUGAUUGGCAUCCAUGAGGUAUACGACGAACUCCAGCCGGGUCAUGCUUCGCGGUUUGUUCUUGUCGUUCCCCGCGUUUACCUAGAGAAUCCGGAGAAACCCAUCCCAUCUUUAAAUGUGAGCAAUAAGCGCCAAUUUGUCGUCAGUGCGAAUAAGCUCAGUUACGAGGCAGAAUCGUCCGCGAGGGAAGUCUUUUGGUUCCGGGAAGAACUUCUCAAGCGCCUGCGCGGGUCGUGGAAAGACGAAACGACGGGUCGUGAAGGCGCAGUUGACCUGCGCGCCAUCCGUCUGAAUGCACGGAUGGUCGACGCGCUCCGGGUUGAGAGUGUCGACGUCACUUUCUCUCUACGCCCGUACGCAUCAGGUAUUGCUAGUGACGAUAACACUAGCGAAACGGAUAACGAGAGCGUCACCCAAAUGGGCCACUCCAAAUUCAUCGUAAGAACAAACACCUUCCUCACCCUCUCCGCCACAAUAAUAAACCGGUCUUCCAAACCCAUUCACCCGCUCCUCCGCCUCCAGCCUAGCCUACGCCAUACGCCGCAUGCCGUCGCCCUUGAUCUCUCCAAGCGCCUCGCGUGGUCUGGGAUGCUACAGCGCGCCCUCCCCAUUCUCGAGCCAUAUCAAACCACCGAGGUAACGCUGGGUAUCACAGCGCUGUGUCGUGGGGAUUAUGAGAUCAGCGCCAGCGUGGAGGAGAUCCGACGCUUGAAGCAGCACUCUGCUGCUCCAGGGGCUACUGUGGGCCAAGGACAAGAGGCUGCCGAAGACGUGAAUGGUGAUGUUGUUGCUGCUGCUGCGGCGGACCCAUAUUUCGAUAAUUUCUUUAUUACCAAUACACCGAAGCACAGACGAAUAUGGCAUUCACGCGUACCUUGUAUGAUAUCUGCUCGCGAUUGAACAUAGGAUAAAUAUAUUUUUUAGCGGAUUGAUUGUCAUCUUCUUUUUACUUUAAAGGCUGGGCUGGGUUUACUUCAAAAAAAAAAAAAAAAAAAAAAA
Blastomyces dermatitidis ER-3 is the source of this 5766-nucleotide messenger RNA. Its product is annotated as hypercellular protein HypA. The record is from RefSeq and is a predicted model, not a curated record. Gene Ontology annotation, cellular component: trans-Golgi network. The transcript has 3 exons. NCBI's taxonomy places the organism in Eukaryota, Fungi, Ascomycota, Eurotiomycetes, Onygenales, Ajellomycetaceae. The coding region runs from base 1075 to 5667 and encodes 1530 amino acids.